Molecule: messenger RNA, 443 nt
Organism: Closterium sp. NIES-67
Lineage: Eukaryota; Viridiplantae; Streptophyta; Zygnematophyceae; Desmidiales; Closteriaceae
Source: the annotation of a GenBank genome assembly
CUCAUUCUCGACUUGCGCAAAGUCAAUACCUACCUCGACAUCCCCAAGUUCAAGUACGAAGGCUUGAACAGGGUCGCCGAGCUCAUUUGCACAGGCGAUUGGAUGUUCUCCAUUGACCUAAAGUCAGGAUACCACCAUGUCGAGAUCCACCACUCGUGCUGGAAGUUCUUGGGAUUUUUGUUUCAAGGAGUUUACUAUUCCUUCAGAUCGCUCCCGUUUGGGCUUGCCACUGCCCCGUUCGUCUUCACAGAACUGAUCAAACAACUGGCAAAGCGAUGGCGGGCAAGCGGCAUGCGGGUUGUUCCAUAUGUCGACGACUUACUAUUCCUCUACAACUCCCAUUCGCUUGCACGCUCGACCUCCGCAGCAGUCGUGCAGGACCUGAAGGCAGCAUGCUUUGUUAUGAAUGGGAAAAGACCCUGAAUUUUUUUUGUCCUGAUCAU